Molecule: messenger RNA, 1731 nt
Organism: Abrus precatorius (Indian licorice)
Lineage: Eukaryota; Viridiplantae; Streptophyta; Magnoliopsida; Fabales; Fabaceae
Exons: 5
Coding region: 1-1731 (576 amino acids)
Source: RefSeq, a predicted model, not a curated record
AUGAUAACGCAAUAUGCAAGCUUGGUUGAAACUCCUUUUUGGAAUUCAAGUCCACAUUAUACCUAUAUUAACUGGGAACAUGCUGAUGAUGAAAUGGAAAAUAUAGAUGUUGAUCCUGAUCAAGCAUGGAGGGAGGGUGAUGCAUUAGUUGUUGGUCAAAAAUUUGAGUCUAAAGAAGAUGUUAAAAUGGCUAUUAAAAGCUUUGCAUUGAAAACACAUCAAAGUUAUAUUGUGGUGAAAUCAAACCCGACCAAAUUUCAUGUGAAAUGCCCAAAUCAUAGUAGAGGAUGUCCUUGGAGGGUUAAAGCAACAUUGGGUAAGAAUUUUGAAAUGGAAAAUAUAGAUGUUGAUCCUGAUCAAGCAUGGAGGGAGGGUGAUGCAUUAGUUGUUGGUCAAAAAUUUGAGUCUAAAGAAGAUGUUAAAAUGGCUAUUAAAAGCUUUGCAUUGAAAACACAUCAAAGUUAUAUUGUGGUGAAAUCAAACCCGACCAAAUUUCAUGUGAAAUGCCCAAAUCAUAGUAGAGGAUGUCCUUGGAGGGUUAAAGCAACAUUGGGUAAGAAUUUUGACAAGUGGAAAAUCACAAGGUGUGGUAGACCACAUACGUGUUUUCAUGCAAUGAUGUCUCUUGACUACAAAAAAUUGGAUUCAAACUUCAUUUGUAGUUGCGUUCUUGUUUCUUACAAGAAAGCAUGGAAGGCAAAACAAAAAGUUAUAGUCAAGGUUUUUGGUGAUUGGGAUGAAUCGUAUGCCACAUUGCCAAGAUGGUUGGAGUACAUGCAAUUAAAUUCAUCUGGGUCAGUAUACAAAAUUGAAACCAAUGACUAUGUGAGGGAUCACCAAGUGGAUAACAGAUAUAGAGUGUUUCAUCGAUUAUUUUGGUCAUUCCAACAGUGCAUCACUGCUUUCAACUUUUGCAAACCUUUAAUACAAGUAGAUGGUACAUUCUUGUAUGGUAAGUACCGGCAAACUUUACUGAUUGCUACUGCACAAGAUGGAAAUAAUUGUGUCCUUCCAAUUGCCUUUGCCAUUGUGGAAGGGGAGACUUUGUCAGCAUGGGAAUGGUUUUUGGCUCUGAUCCGUCUUCAUGUCACUGAAAAGGCAGGAUAUACAACAUGCAAGCAAAGAUUUGAAGAAAAACUUGAACAGUUUUGUAAUGAAUCAGAAGACAUUCGAAAAUGGAUUAACUGCAUAUCCAAAGAAAAAUGGACUUUGGCUUAUGAUGAGAAAGGAAGACAUUAUGGGCAUAUGACUACCAAUUUAUCUGAAGCUGUGAAUAAAAUUUUAAAAGGUGCACAAAAUUUGUCAAUUACAGCAUUGGUGAAAUGUACAUAUGCACGUUUAGUAGAGUAUUUUGUGAAGCGUGGUGAAAAAGCAACAACAGAGCUUAAUGCAGAAGAAGCUUUUAAUCCUAUCACCCAACGUGGUGGUAACAAAUGGACUGUGAUUUUAUCAAAUAGAUUUUGUGUUGAUCCUGUUUAUUCUGUGCAAUCUGUUGUUAAUGCAUACUCAUCUGAGUGGUGGCCACUUGGAAAUGACAAUAAUAUCUUAAGAUCGAAUGAGUGGAAGUUAGUACCAGACGACCAAAGAUCAAGGAAAAUAGGUCGACCUAAAUCUACCCUUAUUAGGAAUGAAAUGGAUUGGAUUGACUCUCAACCACAUCAACAGUGUGGCAGGUGUAAACAGUCUGGUCACGACCAACGUCAUUGUGCUAGGCAUAAUGAACCUACAUGA